Gossypium raimondii (Peruvian cotton) is the source of this 459-nucleotide messenger RNA. RefSeq lists its product as uncharacterized. Bases 1 to 459 code for a protein of 152 amino acids. The record is from RefSeq and is a predicted model, not a curated record. The transcript is spliced from 2 exons. Lineage: Eukaryota; Viridiplantae; Streptophyta; Magnoliopsida; Malvales; Malvaceae.
AUGGGAUAUUUGCUUGGUGAGUGCGUAGAAAGUUUUAUGGAGCAACUUAAAGCCAAAGUGAAGAGUGAAGUAGAUUAUUCAGACUUCCAAAUCUUAGAAGAGGAUUUAAGGAAGGAUUUGAGAAUGGCAGUUCACAAAGUGCCUACCUAUCUUCUCUUCUGUGCUGCCAUCAAAGAGAUGGAUGAUCUCAAACUAGACCUGGUCAACGAGACUAAAUUAUUGUUGUGGCGAGAUGCAAUUAACAAUGCCCUCAACCUUCGAUUCAAUGCGGAUUUCGCCAUUAAGCACCUCUUUAAAAUUGCGCGUGCAUAUUUUGAUUUCAAAGUAAUGGAAGGGAAAAGCGAUGAAGAGAUGCUCAAGCUCAAUAAUGUAGAUGGGAAUAUGGAGGUCCCCGAAGAUUGCCUACGUGAAGCUGAAUAUUUUAGCGGUAAGCCUCUUAGCAUCGGUCUGCUCCUUUAG